Messenger RNA from Trichechus manatus latirostris (Florida manatee), 4697 nucleotides. It is a transcript of the gene PCGF3, whose product is annotated as polycomb group ring finger 3. Gene Ontology annotation, cellular component: PRC1 complex. Gene Ontology annotation, biological process: regulation of transcription by RNA polymerase II. The record is from RefSeq and is a predicted model, not a curated record. Bases 506 to 1234 code for a protein of 242 amino acids. The transcript has 13 exons. Lineage: Eukaryota; Metazoa; Chordata; Mammalia; Sirenia; Trichechidae.
CUCUUUGUUUUAAACUCCGGACGGGUUUUUUUCUCCUCCUCUUGGGGGGGACCCGGAGGGAGCGGCGCCCCCUCCCCCGCCCCCGGUGUGGCCCCCGCGUGCGCCCCGCUCAUUCGCGGCCCGGAGAUCACAGAACUGAACGAUACCAGAGCCACGAUGACAGAAAAGAACACCCACGAGUGACUUAACAUAUGAGGACAGAGGACUGAGGCUUUCAAAAUGUAGUACGAGAUUCCAGGCUGCCACUUACAGCAACUACAGUACACCUGUCCAGUUGUCUCCAGAGCCCCCAGCAGCCGGCUCCACCACUGCCAGGAAGUGGGUGUUGGUCUGUGCAGGCAGAAAAUGGGAAAAACGCCAGGGGCCGAAGGAAGGAGCAGACGUGCAGAACCCGGGUACAGAGUGAAGCAGCUAACAAGAAACAGUUACGUUGAAACCGUCGCCUAAAGCGAUCCAUGCGAAGGCAGAGAGGAGGAGAAGCCGACAUCUAGAGGAGAAGCCAAAGAUGUUGACCAGAAAGAUUAAACUGUGGGACAUAAAUGCCCACAUCACGUGCCGCCUGUGUAGUGGCUAUCUCAUCGACGCGACCACAGUCACCGAGUGCCUGCACACCUUCUGCAGGAGCUGCCUGGUGAAGUAUCUGGAAGAAAAUAACACUUGUCCUACGUGUAGAAUUGUCAUCCACCAGAGCCACCCUCUGCAGUACAUUGGCCAUGACAGAACCAUGCAAGAUAUUGUUUACAAACUGGUACCAGGCCUCCAGGAAGCGGAGAUGAGAAAACAGAGGGAAUUCUACCACAAACUGGGCAUGGAGGUACCUGGAGACAUCAAAGGGGAGACUUGUUCUGCCAAACAACACCUAGAUUCCCAUCGGAAUGGUGAAACCAAAACAGAGGACAGUUCCAACAAAGAGACAGCGGAAGAGAAGCAGGAAGAGGAUAAUGAUUAUCACAGAAGUGAUGAGCAGGUAAGCAUCUGUCUGGAAUGCAAUAGCAGCAAACUCCGGGGGUUAAAACGGAAAUGGAUCCGCUGCUCGGCCCAGGCAACAGUCUUACACCUAAAGAAGUUCAUCGCCAAAAAACUUAAUCUCUCGUCUUUCAACGAGCUGGACAUAUUAUGCAAUGAAGAAAUCCUGGGCAAGGACCACACACUCAAAUUUGUAGUCGUCACUAGGUGGAGAUUCAAGAAAGCUCCUCUACUGCUGCACUACAGACCCAAGAUGGACCUGCUGUGAGCGGGGCUCAGCGGGCCUCGGCCGCGCGGCACAGACUCGGCCCGCGUGGCUGGGCGGGGCCGCGCACGGCCACCGCACUUCAGACGGAACGUCUGUCGCCUCCGGAUGUCGCGGGGACCACAUUUCUGAAUAGAGAAUAUUUAUAACUUUUUGUAUGAGAGAAUUCACAACUCAACAAGACACUACCAGCACCGCGUUUACAGAUGAUGAAAACACUUCACAGUUCCACGUAGCAGAAGAGCACUCGCCUCCUUGCUUCCGUUUAGCAGACGGCGUCCUCUGCGCAGUGGGGACGCCUGGAAAGAAGCCCUCCUCCGACACGGACACCUUUGCUUGCUUUCUGGGUCUUGAAAAUCUCAGUUCAUUUCAGUUCGGUUUAUGAGUUAGGUUUCACGAUAAGCCUCAAAAAUACGUGUUCUUCUAUUGACUCCUUCCUAAGUUAUUGAGAAAAAUUCCCUUUCAUGGUGAAUGAUGAUAUUUAUGUUGCCUUUAGCUUCCUGAAGACUGAGAAAAUAUAUAAAAAAUUUAAUUUAAAAGCAUACCAAAAGAGGUUUCCCUUAAUAUUAUGAUUUAAUCAUGGUAUUUACUUUUCCACACCAUAACACGUAACAAACACAAUAGCUCCCCUCACUGAACCUUUGGGCUGUGUGGCAGUCCAAGGCCAUGAUCCCUUAGCGUAGCUGCCCAUGCUCUUGGGGCCUGUGGUGGGGCAGACACGUCCCCCCACGUCUGGGCGCUGGGCCCAGGCGGGGAGGAGGCACCUUCAUCACCAGAAUGUCCCACUGAUCGUGAAGACAGGGCUCUAGAAUCCACGUUCACUCCUCGUUCCGUUCAGCAGGCUAGACCAGGGCUGGGUUUACCAGCAUAACGCUGCUUUGCAGAACAAGUCUUGUUUUUAAAAAUCACUUUGAUUUAAAAUGGGUACAAAUGGUCCUGUGCCAUCAUUUCAUUUCCCAUUUUCACUUUGCUGAAAAGAGAGGUGGCAUGGUUUGUGGUGUUCUUUAGGAGCCCGAUUCAGUAGGUGCUUCUGAACGGCACAGCCACGUUGCGCGGGUGAUGCUUGUCGGGGAAAGCCAGUGCGUUUACACGCAUCCCACCUCCGACACCCACAGGCACACAGAGUGGUUUCGACCACGGUCCCCCUUAAAGCAGCCAGGUGUCUGGAUAGUUCCCACGGUACCGCCUUCCUCGCUGGUCAUGGAAAGACCUCAUGUACUUCGUGGCUGCCGUUAAUGGAAGUGGGUUUUGUAAGCCAAGCGUGAAGAGGUGUCUGGGGUAGGCAGGUUGAGUAAUUCAGAAUGGAAAAUCAUUCCUGUUCAGUAGAAGUUGCUGUUUUGGUUACUUAAUAACCUCAAACAGCAGCCACAGUCAGCAGACGCUUUUGUUAACCCCUCUCUCCUCCCAAAGGUUCGUAUUUUUGCCGAAUUAGAGAAAAACUGUUUCCCCACACAUAAACACUUGUUCCUUUAAGAUAAUAGCUCAAACUUGUGAAGGCAGGAAUGAGGAGAAAAGAGCCAUUUUCGAGAGUGCUUCAGGGUCUUGGAGUUUUCGUUGUUAACCUCCUGAAGUUUGCAGAACAAGUCCGGACGUUCCGGGUUUAUUUCUUGGUGAACUGUUGGGUUCCUCCUCCCCUUUUUAUAUACAUUCCCAGCAGGUUACAAGGUGGGCUGGUUUUAACCACAGGUGCCGUUGAUGCCAGCGUGCACCGUGACCCAGACAAGGUCUCCUCGUCCCCAGGGAGCUGCGGUGGGCGCCACUCACACCUCUGUUAAAGUCCAGGUGGUUCUCUGAUGGCGUCCGUGAGGGCUCCGUUCUUCAUGAAGUAUUUCAUGUUAGUGACUAGCUUUUUUUUUUCUUGAAUUUCCUUUGAAAGUUACGUUUGGGCUCAUCGAUGUUCAAUUUUCUUUGCUUUUUUCUUCUGCUUCCUAUCUCAUAUAUGGAAAACAUCGGAAGCAGCUACUAAUGAGACCUAAUUUUAGUUGUGAGAAACGCAUUCAAAUUAAUUCAGUCCAAGCAAUUUUAACAUAAAGCCUUUUUAAAACAUAGAAACAGAUUCUUUGUUCGGAAUUGUUCAAAACUCGCCUAUUUUAGCCCAUCAGCUCCCCGUACUGUUUGAAUUGUUCAAUUACCUAAGCUUGCUAUUCAUCCAAAUCAUUUUUUAGAGUUACUAUACAAGGGUUUAAAGAGUAGAUAUGUGUGAGUAAAUAUUACCUGUCUACCUCAAUAUAUACAUACUGCUGAAGCAUUCUGUCAAACCAUAUAUUAUCAUCACAAUGCAGUUUUAAGUCUCAUGUUAGAAUUUAGGUAUUUUCCCAUGUGGUGAAACUGAGGAAAGCUUAAACAGUAUGAACAUCCAAAUUCAAAGAAAAUCAACUCACGGUUCAGAUUCAGCGUAAUGUCGCUAUAGUAAUCUCAUAAGAUGUAUUUGUAACUUGGUAGUUACCUUCGAAAUCACUUGAAUUUGCUAUGGUGCUAAGCCGAUAAACUCAAAAUACGCAGAGAGAUGUAGAUAAGCUGAAGCCAGUAUUAACAUCUCCGCAGGUCGACGAUCAUCAUUGUAUAAUUCUGCUUUUGUAACUGUGUCAACCUGAUAAAACCUCAGCCACAAAAGUACCUAUUUUUCUAAAAUCCCAUCACGCCAGACGACCGUCACCGCGGGAGGAUUCCCUGGGUGACCUGCCUCUUGUGGUCUCUCUUUGUAGCCUUACUUAGUCGGAAGAAUGGAAGAGAAGCGAACCUUGCCAUCAGAGGGAAGCUUCCGGGUGGGUUCCUUUCAUCUCUGUUAAGCUUUCAUUUAGCGUCAAAAGGCUGACUUUUCCUUUCCUCCAGCACGAAAGCCAGGAUCAGUUAGUGAUCGGACCCUAUCGAGUCUGUUGUUUUGUCUCUUUGUUUAAACAUGGAGUUACUGUGAAGUAGUUUUCACAGCUGUCUAUGCUGGUGAAGCAAAUGCUGUUGGAUUACCCGACGGCAUCGUCUUUGACAGCGCUGGGACCAAUGACCCAGCACACGGUCCCUCUAGAUACAGUUUUCAUGAAAAUAGAAAAUGCAGAUAGAAUAUAUAAUAUUGAAUUUAAGAUUUGGGGGGUUAAAAAAAAAAAAAAAGAAACUUUAUAAGAUUAUUUAUUCUAUUUUAAGCCUUCUAUCAUAUUUUCCAUCCAGUCGUGUGGUUUCUGUGGCCCAGCUUUAUUUACAGGCAUAUAAAAUGAAAUUGUGAGAUGUUUUGCAAGCUUCUUUUUACUUUGAAUAGCUUUUAAUUUGUACAUUUUUGUUUUCUAUGGAUGAAGAGCAUUUUUUUAUGCUUCUGUGCAAUAGGUUCAAACACGCAUUUAUCAGACAAUAUGUUGAAAUUGUAAUGUAGCAUCUAUUCUGCUAAGUUGAAAAGGGAACGUAGGUGGAAUUUCAGAAUAUGUACAUUCAGCUAUUUGGUUUUUCCUUUUUCAUUGUUAACCCUAAGAAUGCUAUU